Microplitis mediator is the source of this 10236-nucleotide messenger RNA. It is a transcript of the gene mAChR-B, whose product is annotated as probable muscarinic acetylcholine receptor gar-1. Gene Ontology annotation, biological process: G protein-coupled receptor signaling pathway, coupled to cyclic nucleotide second messenger; adenylate cyclase-inhibiting G protein-coupled acetylcholine receptor signaling pathway; chemical synaptic transmission. The coding region runs from base 390 to 3167 and encodes 925 amino acids. The record is from RefSeq and is a predicted model, not a curated record. NCBI's taxonomy places the organism in Eukaryota, Metazoa, Arthropoda, Insecta, Hymenoptera, Braconidae. The transcript is spliced from 5 exons. Gene Ontology annotation, cellular component: dendrite; synapse; membrane. Gene Ontology annotation, molecular function: G protein-coupled acetylcholine receptor activity; G protein-coupled serotonin receptor activity.
UAGGCUAGUGAGCGAUAGAUUCAUAAGCAAUAUUUUAAAAUCAACAAAGUUGAUGACUUUUUUUUAUAUUUACGAGUGUAACUGAACUCACAAGUGGUAAAGUUGUAAACAAAAAAAAAAAAAUUUUUUUUUAUUUUUCGGUGCAUAAGAAAUUAAAUGGUGAAAAUUUUUUAGUGGAGAGAUUUUCAAUAAAUUUGUGAUAUGAACAAUGACUAUAAUUGAUUGAAAGUUCGAUACUAACCGGCCUAUUUUUAUCAAGUUUCAUCAACUGGAUGCUCAAGAAUGUGCUGGAGAUGACUCGAGUGUCUUAAGGUGGCGGAGGAGAGGCUGGAUUUAGCCACUUGGGUAAACUCUUAUCUAAACGUGGCGGGUGAGGUGUCAAGAGGGUUAUGGAGAGUAACAACGGCACGGAUGGCAGUUUCAAUGCAACCGAUGCAAAUCGAACAUCGGCGUCAGUUUUCACAAUUGGUUCAGAUUUCAUGACAAAAUGGAGAGUGACACGAUUUCAAAAACAACCAAAACAAAUAUGUCGAUAUAUAUCAGAUCAUAUGAGUGCUGAAUGUAUCCAAUUAAAUGGUACUUGGUUAGAUUCCAAUGACUCUCGGUUCAACGGGGAAUACAGUGAACUAUUUCCAGAUUGGUUUUGGAAUAAUAUCACCAACAUCACAAAUUCAUCAUAUGCAGACGAAUCACUUGAUCCAGAUGAAUACACAUUACCUUUUGAACUCUGGCAGACAGUCUUGAUAGCUAUAUGUCUUGCUGCUUGCAUAGUCUUAACUAUCGGUGGAAAUAUCCUCGUGCUGUUAGCUUUUAUUGUCGAUCGAUCAAUAAGGCAACCAAGCAAUUACUUUAUAGCAUCAUUAGCCGCCACUGACAUGCUUAUCGGCACUGUAUCCAUGCCAUUCUACACUGUAUAUGUGCUAAUGGGUUCGUGGGAUCUUGGUCCUCUUCUCUGUGAUUUAUGGCUUUCGGUAGAUUACACUGUUUGUCUGGUGUCUCAGUACACGGUCUUAUUAAUCACAAUAGAUCGAUUUUGCUCAGUCAAGAUUGCUGCCAAGUAUCGGAGUUGGCGUACUAAAAACCGUGUUAUAUGGAUGGUGACAAUUACUUGGAUAAUACCAGCACUAUUGUUUUUCAUAAGUAUUUUUGGUUGGGAACACUUUGUUGGUUACAGAAAUCUAAAACCAAAUGAAUGUGCUGUACAAUUUUUAAAAGAUCCUAUAUUUAACACUGCCUUGAUAAUUGGUUAUUACUGGACUACUCUUGUAGUGCUAUUUAUUCUUUAUGGUGGUAUAUAUAAAACAGCUUAUGAUAUGCAGAAAAAAAGUGAAGCAAAGCAAAGAAAGAUGCAAUCAAUGGUAGCGCUUAGUGCUGGUGCAAUGUCAGGAAUGGCAGGCCGAGCAGCUGGUAUUGGAAUCUCAAAGACGCAAAGCACAAUACUUAGUCAAGACAAACCCAAAGAUCCAAGUGGUGGUACGUCAAGUACAAGUGUUGAUAAUGCUCAAGCUUCUGGUGAAGAUCUCAAGGAUGGUAGUGAAACCACGACCGCACGUAAGUUAUCUGCACAUCAAUCUCAAAAUAAAGAUUCCGGUAAUAAACAAAAAUCAGGAAUGGUAUCGUCAGAAAUGGAAAAAUCUGAGCGAUCAAGUAGUCCAGCAUUUGAUUCAGAUGAUGACAGUGCAGUGGCUGUUACAACAACUAGCCAGCAAUCAGCUGUGCGGAAACGAUCAUCAAUUGCUGGAUUGAUGGUUCAAACAGGCGCUCUUCAUGCAUUUGCCACCAACAACAGACUUAACGGAAUGGUUCCAAUUAACGUCGAAAUGAAUCCAAUGAUGAGAAGAUUGUCACCUACAUCUCCAUUGCUAGAUCCAGCUUCCAAAGCUCAUACACUGCCGAAGAUUCAAGAGCACAGUAUCGUAGAUGUUGAAAAUACAGUAGAACAUACAGUUGAACACGAAAAAAGUAGUACGACAUUAACACCUGAGCAAUCAUUAAGAUCUAAUGACAUUGAUUUGAGUCAUACCAUUGAGCGUAUUGAAGAAACACCACCAUCCGAAAUACGAAAUAAAAGCUCAUCAUCUGGGCAACCAAGUAUAAUUCCUCCGCCAACACAGUUUCUAGGUAGCCCAUCAAUUUCAGAGAGUACGUCAACUUCAUCGUCUAUCGACAAAACCAAAUCAUUAAUGGCCCACGGACCAGGAACCUACGACAUCAUGACCGGACUGGACGGCGCAGAUUUAAGGUAUAUGGAUGAAAGUUCAAUUAUUUUACCUAGUCCUUCCUAUGAAAGUCCACCAUCUUCUUUUUCCCUCAGCCUCGCGAAUCCUCUGUCAACGGCACCAUCAUCUCCUGUCCUCGGGCACACUGGAACAUCAGCAGCCAACACUAGUCUCCUACAAGCGGCGCUCAUCCGGGCAGCUGCUCAGCACCAAUCCGGCACAACCCAAUCACAACCUGUGCACAAUCCUCAAGUAACACACGCAUCAUCACAAACCCAUCCUCCACGUGUUUUCGUCACUCAUCAGAUCAACGCAUCGUCGCAGACAUCACCAACCGUUGUUAGUAAAGUUAAUACUGAAGUUACCGUUAAAGUUGAAGAUAUUAAGCGUCAACCAAUUACUACGGUAGUUAACACAUCUGUUGACUCGUCCAAUAAUGGCACAACGACUGAACAAAAAACAAAUAACCCACAGCAGAUGUCAUCUUCGAGCAGUGCUCUUCCAACAGUUGUCGCGGCAAAUGUUAUCAACCAAAAUCCAAAGCGUCAGUCGAAAAAAAAAGAUAAUGACAAAGAAACAGAUACCAGUAGCGGAUCACGACGUGAUUUUGUAAAGUCGAUCGGUCGACGUUUGAAAGCUAAAACACAAAAAAAAGAUCCGACAAUUGGUAGGCAAAAGUCACGAACUGAAAAUCGGGCUAGAAAAGCUUUUAGGACUAUUUCAUUUAUUUUAGGUGCUUUUGUUGCUUGUUGGACACCCUAUCAUGUCAUGGCCCUAGUUGAAGGUUUUUGUUCUCAUCGCCCCUGUACUAAUGAACAUCUUUAUAUGUUCUCAUAUUUUCUAUGUUACGCUAACAGUCCAAUGAAUCCUUUCUGCUAUGCGCUAGCUAAUCAACAAUUUAAAAAAACAUUUACGAGAAUACUCAAAGGCGAUUUUCAUAUGACGUAAAUAAAUAUUAUUGACAUAAUUAUUACUAUCAAUUUAUAGAUACACAUAAAAAAAAAUUUCUUGGCGCAAAAAAUUUUUAUUCGCCCCAAGAAAAUUUUUACUUGUCCUAAGAAAUUUUUUGCAUUAUGAAUUAGAAACGAAAAUUUUUUUGGGCAUUUGUUUACAAUCACGGCUCCACACAUUUUUCAAAGUUCCAGGUGCUUACACCUUAAAUAUACAUAAAUAAAUUUUUUCCGUGUUCAGUUAGACAGCGCAUGAAGUUUUCUCUAUGUAUUUUUCUUUAUCACUAGAUACCUAUCUAAGCCUUGCACCUCAAGUGUGUAAAAUUGAUGAAAAUGACAUGAAAUCUUGCAAAUUUUCAAAAAUACGUUUCCAAUUAUAUAAUUAAAAUUUGUAUAUAAUAUCGUAAGAUGGACGGUGGAGUUCUAUAGGUUUAUUUAAGAGCUACAAUUAUAUUGGAGCUCACGUGUAAUACUUGAAAAUUGGCAUAUUUCUGUUAUUUCUAUACUUUUGCGGUGUAGAACAGCUUACCUAACAGUUGGAUGCAAAUAAUUUGGACGGUAUCUGCCUUCCUCUACUAGUAUAGUAUUGGGUUGAAGCCCGCAACACGGCUUUAGCUCGGUGCGUACUAGUAUAAUGCGUAGUCCAAGGCAAGUGUACGGUAACAUAGCCUUGCUGACGAGUCUGUCAACCUACUUAGGACGAAACUUCUAUGUAUUUUGGCACAUAGACAUAUAUCUUAAGUUCUGGUGGUUGAUUUAAGAGUCACUGCAUAGAAUAAUGAGAAAAUUAUGUCAAUUAGUGCAGUGUAGCACGGAACUAGAAAAUAACAAAGAUAAUCUUAAAAUUAAGCAUAUUUUAUACCUUUGGUAUUAACUUAUAGCUUAGGCAAAUGUAUCUUCAAUCUGCCAUCUGCAAUUGGUUUCAAAGUAAUUUGUCUAUAUUGAGAUUUUUGUUUGAAAAAACAGGUGGCGCAGCGAUUGUACACGAGUACCUUUUUUUGAGCAAAGAAAAAAUUUCUUUCGUCAAGAAAUUUUUCUAGUCCUAAGAAAAUUUUUGGUUUCAUUAUAUAAUGCAAAAUUUUUCUUACGCCAAGAAAUCUUUUUUUCUGUGUAUAUUAAAAUAAAAAAAAAAUAUACAUAUAUAUUCAAUAUAUAUGUAUGAAUUUGGCAAAGUAAUCAAAUUUCAAUUGAGGGUAUGGUGAAUGGACAAUAAUAUAGUUUAAAAAUGUUUUUAAAUAUAAAAAAUAAUAAAAAUAUAUAGAACUACAUAAUAAUUUCUUAUAGAGUUUUGUGGGUUCAUCAAGAGUGAACAUUGACAAUAUGUUCGAUUACCAUUGUGUAUAUAUUAUUAAUUAGAUGAUUGUCGUAUUACAACUUAAUUAUAAAAAAUGUAUAUAAUGUAUAUGUGAAUAUUUAUUUAUUAUGGAUUAAGUUUAAGAUAUAUGUGACGUUAAUAUUUAAAUUAUAAACUCUAUCCUUAUUCGCGUAAAUAUCGAUUAAUGAUCUUAAUGAUUAAUCGAUGCUGAAAUAUUGCUUAGAUAAAUUGAGUAUUAUAGUUUAUAUUGUUAAAUUAUAAGUAAAAUUGUUUAUAAAAGUAACAUAGAAUUUAAAAUUUACUGUAAAUUGUAUAUUAGUAAGAAACUAAAGAAAUUGUAACGGUUUAUAAUCGUUAUGGAAGACACAAAGUGAAAUAGUCAAAUUAAUUUUUUUUUUUCUAACCGGAAUUAAACAAGAAUUCACCAUUUCAAUAUUUAGAUAAAAUUUAUAUUUAAAAAAUUUUAGUCGAUACAAUCACGGAUUGAAGUUAAUCAGUGGAUCAUAAAAAUAUCUCGAUGCACUGCCGAAAGUGGCCUACAAUUAUAAGGCCUUUUUAAAGUAAACAAUAAUAAAAAAUGAAUCAAUUCGAAUGUAAUUUAUUGUAAUCCGUGAUGGUAUUGCGAGUAUUUUUUUGUGAAAUACAAUAAUUUAGAUUAGGCAAAUUAAAUAAUUAACAAUGCGUAUUGAUUAUAUUAGGGUGGUCCGUUUGGAAGGACUAUUUUGUUUUCAUACUCCCACUUCAAAAUAUUGUUGUAGAUAUUGAAAAAAAAUUCUCUGAAAGUUCCAACCAUUAAUUUGAACUUUAAGUGGUUUACAUUCGAAUUUGAAGUUUUCCCAUUUAAAAUCCAUAGAAAAGUUAGGAUUUUUUUUUCAAUUCUCUACAGCUCAGCCGCAUUUCAAUUUAUCGGGUCGCCGUUUGCAGCAUUUUUUAGGUAAUUUUUUAAAAAAUUCGACCAAAAACGUUUUAAUUUUAAUUUUAAAUCAGUUAAUAAUUUAACAUAUUAAUGAAAAUACGAAGGUUUAAAUUUGAUAAGCUUCGGAAAAGUUUUUGACAAAUAUUUUAUUUAUAAAAUUAAUAAAAUCCCUAUAUCACGUGAACAAAGAACUUGUGUUACUUAACUAAGUGGUGCUUUUUUGUAGAGAAUCGAAUUUCCAAAAACUUCGUUAUCUGUAUUUUUACUGUAAAUUUCGUUGUUUAGUCAAUAUCAACUAAAAACCCAAAUUAUUAUUAAAAAAAUGAUUUUCAAGACUAAUACAGAAAAAACAAUUAGAGUCUCAGUAAAAUUACUACGAAGACUUCUGAAGAGUAUUAAAUUACCUGCAAAAUGCCGCGAAUGGUGAUUCGAUAACUAGAAAUGCGGCUGAGCUAUAGAGAAUAAAAAGAAAAUCCUAUAUAUUUUAAAUAGGAAAACUUCAAAAUCAAAUGUAAAGUAGUGAAAAUUAUAAUGAAGAGCUGAAACUUAAAGGGAAUUUGUUUCCAAUGUCUACAACAAUAUUUUGAAGUAGGAGUGAAAAAAAAAAGUCAUUCUAAACCGACCACCCUAGUAUAUAUACGUAGUAGAUAAAUUCAAUAAAAAUAGAAAAUGGCAGCAUAAAAUUUAAUGAGAUUAGUAAUAAUCAAUAAUAAUUGUAAUAAUAAAUAAUAAUUACGAUAAAGAUUAGUUAAACUAAUUAACUGUAAUAGAAAAAAAAAUUUUUGAUGAUAUUAUUUAUUAUGAUGAUAUUGGUACUGUAAUUUUCGUAGUAUAGGUUAACUGUACAACGUUUAACGCGAUGUGCGAUUGUGGAUAAGCGAUUAAGGGAUACAGAUGAGUGCCUCGCCGCUUAUGAGCCCCAUGUCGGCUAGGCACUCACAAUAAUCUCUUUCACAUACUCACCGCACAAAGAUUUAACGCUUAUAUUAACUUAAUCAUAAAUUGUUAAGCGACAAGUGAGACAGCAACAAAUCGAUAUUAGAUGUAAAAUAGCAAUAGACCGUAUCAUCAUUGUCCUAUUCUCCUUUAUUGCGUCUAUUAACAUAAAAAAAACAAAAAGAAGAAAACAAACAAUCUAUAUAGCUUAUAAUCCAAUAUUUAUUCCAAUAUUAUUGGCAGACGUGUCUUCAAUGCGAAGAGCAUGUGCAUACACAUUAUUAUACUCAAUUGACUGGUUUGUGUAACUAUUUAUAAUGUUUGUUAUGCUUCGCUGGACGAAGUCUCUUUUCAUAUCUUCCGACUUUCUUUUUACUAUUAAAGUACAUACAUGUUACAUAUAUAGUAAAAUAUUAAUGAAAAUGUCAAUUUACAUAUAAUUUAAUUAUCAUUGUGAUGUUUUUCUUGUAAAUAUCAUUGUAGUUUAUAAAGAAAUAUAGUUCAUAUAAAAAUAGACUUUACGACAUAGUCAAUGUAUUUUAUCGAUAUUAGAGACGAGAUUAGUUAUAAAACUCAUGCGUAUAUAUUAACUAUUUAUUUAUAACUACUUUAUUAUAUUUUUUUUAUAUAAUUUAUUCAAGCUCCCGAGUAAGAUAUGAUAGUGAAGAGAAGCAAAAUAUUUAUGGGAAGAUAUUCAUAAAAGUAAAUUAUAUAAUUCAAUAUACUUUUUUUACGUCAGCACAAUUAAAAUAACUCGACCUAUAUCAAUAUAUCUGGCAUUCUUUGCGCAAAUUAGCUUUCAGUGGGAUUGGUUGAAUUUUUAAUAUUCCGUUAAUAAACCCAAAACCCGGGAAAAAAGAUUAGAUCUAAUAAUGGGUGACAUGGUUUGGUCGGAUAAAAUUAUGAUAGGUCACGUAUCGAAUUCAGACUUGACCAAAUUUGAACAUUUCUCGGCAGAUCUAAUGGUAUCUGUUGUAUUUUUUUCUUGAUACUUUUUCAGAAUUCUUCGUAUAAAUUCAGGUCUUACCAAAAUACGAAAAAAAUAAUUUCGAUUUAUUCAGAUCUACGAAAAUCAAAUUUUUCCAUAAUUGACAUCUAUUUUGAACAGAGUCGAUUUAUUUAAAUUAAUUCUGAUCCUUGAAGGUCUCUCUAGAUCUAAAAUUUUUGAAAAAUUUUUUUAUACAGCUUUGAAAUCUCUAUAUAAAUUCUCAUUUUGAAUUCUCUUUACUUUAGUAAUUUAUCGUUUUUUAUCUUGAUCUAUGGAGCUCUAAAAAAUGAUACAAUUGAUGUCCGUAGAACAUCACUGUAUGCUAAAGUAUGUUAAAGAUCACCGUAGAUCUAAAUCAGUUUGUCCAGGAAAAAAUUUGGCAGAUAAAAUUAGGUCUGAUUAGAUAGAUCCAUCAGAUAUGGUCCGAUCGAAAUUGAAUAUCUGACCAGAUAGAGUUUGAUUUGACCAGAUCUUACUAAAUUUAAAAGUUUCUCAUGAAAAAUUGAAAUAUAAGACGCUGUUGCAUUUGGUCAAAUUUACAAAAAUCUAGUUUUUUACUACAUAGUACGAAAAACUAACAAUUUAUCAUUCUUAUCAAAUAUCGCUAAAAAUUAUGACCCAAAUAAUCUUACGUGUUACCUUACGUGUUUAGUAACAAUUUAAACUAUUUGAACCAAUUAGUUUUUUUUUUAAGAAGUAUAUAAUAAAAUUUUGAAAGUGUUUUUUUUUACUCUCUUUUAAUAUUUUAGAACAUUAACUUUGACAUAGAAAAAAAAUAUUAUGAGCUCAAAUAAAUAAAAAAAAUAUGUGUAAUAUUGUUUUCUAGCUCGAAAAUGCCGGAGAGUUUUAUAGCUGACCCACAAGAUUAAUCGGUUUACAGAUUUUUCAGUUCAUGUGAUGGUGACUAAAAGUUAGUCAUAAUUGCAAAAAAUAAAUUGUUCUACUAAUAAGAAUAUUGUACAUGCGUCUCUAUCUUAAAUACGUGCUUAUUUCACUAAAGAUUAUCGUGACAAUAUGUUUGCGGCACAUACAUUUCAUGUAUUAGGAUGUAUAAAAAAAAUCAAUAAAUUCCACUGGAAGCCAAUUACAUAAAAAAUUGCAAUAUCCUUUGACUUAAAUCAAGUGACUAUAAAAAAUUACUAGGUUACUAAAAAAAAAAUUUAAUCAAUAUGGUAAAAAAAAAAAAGUAUUUAGUAAAUAAAGCAUAUCAGGGAUCAUUCAUAAAUUAUAUAACAACCUUCGUGAGGGAGGGGGUCGUAAUUUGUUACAGGAAAAAGAGGGUUGGUCAAAAAUAAUGUCAUGUAUCCCAAAUAAAUUUCGACUUUUCGUACUAUAUCAUAUUCAAUUAAAGUACUAUUUUACUCAAAAAAUAAACUAUGUUAUGUUAUAGCGAAGGGAAGUUUGUAGGCAACUUCCUUCCUAGUGUUCGAAGACCUUGAGGGGGGGGGGGGGUAUGAAGAAGUAUAAAAAAAAGCGUUAUGUAAAUUACGGAUGAGCCCUCACAUUAAAUAUAUUAACUAUAAAUAUAUUGCUUUUCUCAUUAUAUUAAUUUAAUUUAAAUAAUACGUUUAAAAAAUUAGUAAACAUAAAGUAGAAUGAUUUUAUAAUUUAAUAUUUAUUUCAUUUAUAAUUAAACAACGCACACAUUAUUAUUUAAAACCUUAAACACUACCUCAAAUACACAAACAAAUAGAAAAAAAUAUAAAUAUAUACACAUAUAUGUACAUUAAUUGAUAAAAAUCAAAUGUGCUUCAAUGAAUGAAUCAUAGAAAGGAGAAAAUAAUUGCGAGGAUUCAGUCAUGUGAGGCUAAGAGUAAUUUGCAAGAUUGAUUAGACGAUAUCAUUGGUCUUUCGUUGGCCUAAAUCAAACAAAUUAUAAUUAUCUGUCGUUUAUGCAAACUAAACACGACCAUGACACAUUUGUAGUAUGUACAAAUAAAAAAAUAAUUUUAAAUUAUAUAUCAAAUUUAAAUAUACAAAUGAAAAAUUUUUCAUAAAACAUAUGCGACCGGAAGUAAAUAAAAUAUAAGGAAAUGUUAAAAAAAAAAAAUUAAAUUAAUAAAUAAAUUUCAUCAAUAUACUAUAUGUAGAAAAUUAUGAAUAUAUGUACAUAUAAUAUGAGGCAUAAAACAAAAAAAAGUUUUAUGCAUGCUUUGCCUGACAAUCUAAUGAGCGCAGUUAAUAAAUUAAUAAAUAGAGCAAUUUAAUAAUAUUCGAUAUGUGAUUUCAAGUAUUAUAUAAAUGUAUGUACUUGUAUCAUUAAUUGAUAUUUGUAGCAAAAUAAAUUUUAUUAUUAUUUUUAUCGUUAUUUUAAAAGCAUUAUUGUUGUUAUUAUCAAUUUGUGUUGAAGUAUUCAAGUGUAUUUUAAUUAUUGACUAUUUUUUCGCUCACCUUAAUCGCGAAGCGAAGAGGUAGUGCUCUAUUUUUUUUUUGUAUUGUAAUACACAUAACAAACUGUAAUGCCAUUACUUAUUUAAAAUUAUAGAUUUACAAUGUGUACAUUAAGAACAGGUACAAUAAAGUAACAUAAUGUGAUAUAAUGAGAAAAAUAAUCAUGUCGAAGAAUUAAUUUUUCAUUAAAUAUAUAUUGUGUAUUAUCAUUUGAUGAAUUUUAUCAUUUACCGAUUGUAAAUAAAAAUGUCUGUUAUGUAUCUAGAGUAGUAGAUUAAAUGGUAACGCUUGUAUCGAUACUCUGUUGUAAUGGAAGUAAAUAAUAACAAUUUAAACCCUUUAAAAUUAUUCCUAUAUUUUAUGUUAAAAUAUUUUUACCUAAAAUUUAACAGAAAUAUUUUGUUGAUUCAAAUGAUUUAUGUAUAGGUAAUUAUAUUGUCAUAUAUAAAUAAUAUUAAGAUAAUAAUUAUUGUCAUUAUGACAAGUCGCUCCAAAAAGAGUCUAUGCACAAUCAACUCCAU